UGAAAAGCAUCCGGUCCAGACACGGUACCUGGCCAAGUACUAAAAAACUGUGGUCAACAGGCUGGAGUGUUCAGUGAGAUCUUUAACCUCUGGCUUCGGCAGUGUGAGGUACCCAAAUGCUUCAAGCAGGCUUCGGUUAUGCCGGCACCUAAGAAGAAUGUUGUAACCAGCGUCAGUGACUGUCGUCCAGUAGUUCUUGCAUCCACAGUGAAGUAUUUUGAGAGAUUGGUGACGAAACCAAUUCCUGCCUGAGAAGAGACUUGGAUCCACUCCAAUUAGUCUACUGGAGCAGAAGGUCUACAACAGAUGUCAUCUCAUUGGUUCUUCACUCAAUCCUGGAACAUCUGGACAGCAAAGAUGUAUUUAACAGGAUGCUCUUUAUCAAUUACAGCUCCGCAUUCAUUGAAUCUUCAAUUUCCUCACAUGCGGACCCCAGACAAUUUGGAUUGGCAGCACCAUCUCCUCCACAAUCUCUAUCAGCAUAGGUGCACCAAAAGAUUGUAUGCUUAGCUCUGUGCUCUAGUUACUUUCCACUUAUGACUGUGUGGCUAAGCACAGCUCCAAUGCCAUCAAUUUUGUUGAUGACACCAUUGUCAUAGGCUGUGUCAAAAGUGGUUAUGAAUCAGCAUAUAGAAGGGAGGUUGAAAAGCUGGCUGAGCGGUGCCAUAACAACAACCUCUUGCACAUUGUCAGCAAGAGGAAGUGACUGAUUAUUCAUUUCAGGAGAAGAAAACUAGAGAUCUAUGAGCCAGUCCUCAUUGAAGGAUCAGAGGUGGAGCAGACCAGCAAGCUUAAAUUCCUCUUUCGGAGGACCUGCCCUGGGCCCAGCACGUAAGUGCAAUUACAAAGGAAGCACGGCAAUGCCUCUACUUCCUUAGGAGUUUGUGAAAAUUCGACAUGACGUCUAAAACUUUGACAAGCUUCUGUAGGUCCUUGGUGGAGAGUAUAUUGACUGCCUGCAUCACAGCCUGGUAUGGAAACACCAGUGCCCUUGAAUGGAAAAUCCUACAAAAAGUAGUGGAUACAGGCUAGUCCAUCAUAGUAAAUCUCUCCCCAGCAUUGAGUACAUCUACACGAAACAUUGUUGUAGGAAAGCAGCGUCCGUCAUCAAGAUCCCCCACCACCCAGGACCUGCUUUCUUGCUACUGCCAUCAGGAAGCAGGUACAGGAGCCUCACGACUCAUAACACCAGGUUCAGGAACAGUUAUACCCCUCAUUCAGCAGCCGUUGAUCCAAGGGAGAUAACAUCACUUGCCUCAUCUUUGAAGUAUUCCCACACCUAUGGACUCAUUUUCAAGAACUCUUCAUUUAUGUUCUUGGUUCAAUGUACAAAGCCUGAUUGUGCAAAAUGGCGGCAAUUAACGAGGGAUAUCCAGAUGACUGCAGCAUCAGCAAAAACAUACCAUUGUGGCUUGAAAACUCAUAAUGCAGUUAAGGGUGAAAAUGCAGACCCCUGUUCUUUGUCUGAAGAUAUGCGAGUGGGUGAAGUUGAAGAUAGCAAGUGGUACUCAAUGCUCAUUGUGCCUCCACUACUGAAGGACAGCCCAGCUGCCCCCUUUCUCGGUGCUUACUAUCCAGACUGUGUGGGUAUGAGUCCCUCCUGUGCCAAUACUAACCGUUACCACAAUGAGUACUCCAGUCUGAAGAUGAAUUCAUCAGAUCAUAGCAAAAGCAAUGUUCAAUCACCUGUUGCAGGAAUGAGUCCUUACUUCCAACCUUUCUAUCAACCCAAUGAGUGUGGAAAGGCCCUUUGUGUGAGGCCAGAUGUGAUGGAACUCGAUGAGCUGUAUGAAUUUCCUGAAUAUUCCCGGGAUCCUACAAUGUACUUAGCAUUGCGAAAUCUGAUAUUGGCUCUUUGGAGCAUUAAUUGCAAAGAGGUUCUCACCCCUCAAAAAUGUGCAAACCACAUAGUUGUUCGAGGACUUGUUCGUAUUCGCUGUGUAAUAGAAGUGGAGAAGAUUUUACAUUUUGUUACAAGAAAGGGCUUAGUAAAUACUGGGGUCCUGACAAUUAGUCCUGACUAUCCUCUCCUGCCCAGCUGUUAUCAUAAGAAAAAUGUUAUUGUUGUUGGUGCUGGUGCUGCAGGCUUAGCAGCUGCACGGCAGCUGCAGAAUUUUGGAAUUAAAGUGAUGGUGCUUGAAGCCAGAGGUCGGAUUGGUGGACGUGUGUGGGAUGACCAUUCUCUUGGUGUGACAGUGGGAAAAGGAGCACAAAUUGUUAAUGGCUGCAUUAACAAUCCCAUAGCACUAAUGUGUGAGCAACUUGGAAGCAAGAUGCACAAACUGGGAGAUAGAUGUGACCUGAUAGAAGAAGGUGGAAAUGUGGUUGACCCUUCCAUUGACAAGUCCAUUGACUUUCAUUUCAAUGCCAUGCUGGAUGUUGUGGCAGAGUGGAGGAAGGACAAGAAGCAAUUUCAAGAUGUUCCGCUUGGAGAAAAGAUCGAAGAGAUCUACAAAACUUUCAGUCAGGAAUCUGGUGUUCAGUUCAGUGAUUUAGAGGCCAAAGUGCUACAGUUUCAUCUUGGUAAUCUUGAAUAUGCCUGUGGGAGUAAUUUGCAACAGGUGUCUGCUCGUUCCUGGGACCACAAUGAGUUUUUUGCCCAAUUUGCAGGUGAUCAUACACUCUUCACAUCAGGUUACUCAUCUGUCAUCAAUAAACUAGGUGAUGGUCUGGAUAUACGACUUGAUACGCCAGUAGUGUCCAUUAACUAUUCAGGUGAUGAUAUUUGUAUUGGAACAGCUAAUGGAACAUUAUGGACAACGCAGAAGGUUUUGGUUACUGUACCUUUAACAUUACUUCAGAAAAACACUAUUCAAUUUUAUCCACACCUGCCUGAAAGGAAAAUUAAAGCGAUCAACAGUUUAGGACAAGGGGUAAUUGAAAAGAUUGCCUUACAGUUUCCAUAUAAAUUCUGGGAGAACAAAAUACAGGGAGCAGACUUCUUUGGUCACAUUCCUCCCAGUCCUGACAAACGUGGACUUUUUGGUGUAUUUUAUGAUAUGGAUCCACAAGGCAAACAUUGUGUCCUGAUGUCUGUUAUCAGUGGAGAUGCAGUGGCUGUAAUACGGGAUAUGCAAGAGGAAGAAGUGAUUGAUCUAUGUAUGAAUGUUCUCAAAGAACUUUUUAAAGAACAGGAAGUUCCAGAUCCAAUCAGAUACUUUGUUACACAGUGGAAUAAGGACCCUUGGACACAAAUGGCUUACAGCUUUAUAAAGGCAGGAGGAAGUGGUGAAGCUUAUGAUAUAAUUGCUGAAGAUAUACAAGGAAAAGUUUUUUUUGCUGGUGAGGCAACAAAUCGGCACUUUCCACAAACUGUUACAGGGGCGUACCUCAGUGGAGUCAGAGAAGCUAGUAAAAUUGCUGCAUUGUAAAUGAUGUCUUGUAUAUGACUGAAUGAAAAAUGCUGUAUAUAUGGAAGGUAC
Mobula hypostoma (lesser devil ray) is the source of this 3422-nucleotide messenger RNA. RefSeq names its product lysine-specific histone demethylase 2. The record is from RefSeq and is a predicted model, not a curated record. Lineage: Eukaryota; Metazoa; Chordata; Chondrichthyes; Myliobatiformes; Myliobatidae. The transcript is spliced from 17 exons. Gene Ontology annotation, biological process: positive regulation of transcription by RNA polymerase II; negative regulation of transcription by RNA polymerase II. Gene Ontology annotation, molecular function: transcription factor binding; zinc ion binding; chromatin binding. Bases 996 to 3371 code for a protein of 791 amino acids.